Emiliania huxleyi CCMP1516 is the source of this 492-nucleotide messenger RNA. RefSeq lists its product as hypothetical. Lineage: Eukaryota; Haptophyta; Isochrysidales; Noelaerhabdaceae. The record is from RefSeq and is a predicted model, not a curated record. The coding region runs from base 1 to 492 and encodes 163 amino acids. The transcript has 2 exons.
AUGGUCGCGCUUGGUGCGCCGAUGCUGCCUUGCCGCGCCGUGCUGCGGGCGUGCCUCGUCGAGUGCUCCGCGCUGUGGAUGCGGCACGCGCCAGUGGGGGACGUGGCGGGGCUCGACGGCCGGUCGCUGCCGCUCUGGCAGUACUCGCACGCCGCGCGGAGCCCGGCGGCGACGUGGUGCGAGACCGCCCUGCCCGCGGCGAGCGACGCGGCGCUGCUGCAGGGGCGCGUCCGGCUGACGGCUCGGGCGGGGACGGCGCACGCGCUCGUCGCCUGGGUCGACUUUGACUUUGGCGACGCGCCCGGGGCGGGGGCAGCGCUGAUACGCACCGGCCCCACCGCCGAGAGCGGUGACGUCCCGCGCUUCGGCCCCACGCCGUCUUGGCAGGGCGCAGUCUUCUUGCCGACGCCGCGCGCGCUCGGUGAGGAGGUGGUGGUGGCGAGCCUCUCGCUGGACUUGCUCCGCGGAGAGCUGCGAGGGGAGCUGCUCUGA